This is a messenger RNA of Sclerotinia sclerotiorum 1980 UF-70, 510 nucleotides long. RefSeq lists its product as hypothetical. The transcript has a single exon. Bases 1 to 510 code for a protein of 169 amino acids. Gene Ontology annotation, biological process: DNA damage tolerance; protein K63-linked ubiquitination. Lineage: Eukaryota; Fungi; Ascomycota; Leotiomycetes; Helotiales; Sclerotiniaceae. The record is from RefSeq and is a predicted model, not a curated record. Gene Ontology annotation, molecular function: ubiquitin conjugating enzyme activity. Gene Ontology annotation, cellular component: nucleus.
AUGUCUCGCUCCCCCACGAAAAGAAUCCUCAGCGAACUAACCACCUACAACAACAACCCUCCCUCCCCCAGCCAAACCGGCAUCGUCGCCCUCGCACCCUCACCCUCCUCCCUUCUAACCCUCUCCGCCAUCCUUCAAUGUCCCACCUCCUCCCCCCCCUCCCUAGGCUACCUCACCGGCCGCUGGCUCCUCUCCAUCUCGCUCCCCUCUAACUAUCCCAUCGGCGCCCCCAAAAUUAAAUUCGUUACCAAAAUCUGUCAUCCGAAUGUUAAAUGGGAAACGGGAGAAAUCUGUCUCGAUGUUCUGGCGGAUAAAUGGACGCCGGUUUUGGGGGUUGUAGGGGCCUUGGAAUGUGUGGGUGCGCUUGUGGCGGGGGGUGGGGAUGAGACGAGUCCGUUGAAUGUGGAGAUUGCGAGGUUGAAGGGGAUGGGAGAUACAGUUGGGGCGAGGGCGUUGGUGGGUUGGUGGUGUGCGGAGGAGAGGUUUGAGGGGGUUUUGGAGGAUGCUUAG